AUGGCCUCCGUCGACGACGAGGGGAGAAACCAAGGUGGUGGUCUUCCCCAUGGCGAGAGUACUACAAGCGAAACGCCGGAUCUUGGCACUCCUCAUGCAUCCUCCUCCAACACCGAGACUAGUGGCGUGCAGGAAACUACGGCGGUUGCAAGCAAAUGCGUGCCCACCAUCCACUUUGUGCGGGCGAGCUCCGGCGACACGGAUCACCAUCGUCUAUCGUUGUUUUCCCCACCCGCUUACUGCACUUCCUACUAUCCCCCGUUGCCGCCGCAGCCCGGGAGCCUGGCGACCAACCAGAUAGUGGCGAGGUUGAUGGCUCAAAUGAACUACGAGGAAGGCGCCGGCCUCGGCAAGUACGGCCACGGGAUUAUCGAUCCCAUCAAGCCGACCAUAAAGUAUGGGAAAGGAGGCAUUGGAAAAUUCGAGUCACCGUACGACAGCGACUCGAAUUAUGACAUGGGGCCGCCUACAGAGCCCGAGCUCGAGCGGGGCACCGGCGAAGCAGAGCCAGAGGCCAUCGUCGACGCCGAGGAGGUCCGUGCCAUGGACACGCUACAGAGAGAACGCGAAGCCUAUGCCGCCGCGCGGGCGUGGGAGCGGCACCACGAGAAGGUUCGGGCCUAUAACAUGCGUGGGCAACGCCCACCGAAACACGACACCGCCGCCGCCGACGACUGGGAGGGGAUAACCUCCGGGUACACGGCGAUCAAGCGCGCCUUGAAGGUGGUCCGGGGGCAGAGCGAGUCGGGGAAGCUCACGUUGGGCGGCCUGAUCCACGAGUUCGCGGGAGUGAAGGCGAAGUUCCCGGAGGAGUACAGGACGAACCGUAUGCCAUACAAGGCGAUCAGCUUCGCAGCGCCGCUGCUCCACUCGCAGCUGAGCCGACAGUACAAUGCAAGUGAGUACGGAGGCACGAAGCCGUUGCUGAACCGUACACUUGUCAUGGUAGAAGCGCUCAAGGACAUGCUAGGAGCUGACACGUCGGCAGCGUACCCUCGCCUGAUCCACGAUCUCGUGAUGGCGCCGCCCUUGGAUGCGUGGAGGUGGAGGGCUGAGGAGCCGAAGCCGAUGCUACGGUUCAUCAAUCGAUGGAAGGGCCUCCUUCCGCAAGCCACCAUGGAUUCCAUACUGGAUGAGGUCAUCUUGCCGGAGCUGGUAGCCGCGGCGGACGUGUUUAGGCUGACAACGUGGUCGAGUAAGCCGAGCGUUUGCGUGGGCAUGUGGAUUCCUCAUCUCGGCCACGCCCGCCUACGAAUAGUGUACAUCAUUAUAAGCAGGCGGCUCAGAGAUCGAUUGUGCGGCGGGAUCUCUGACUACGACUACAGGCUUGCGUUGCCAUGGAAAAAGGUGUUCGAUCCAAUGAGCUGGGACGAACACAUCAAGCGGCAUGUGCUGCCUCACAUGAGGAAGGCUCUCCAUGAUCUCGAGAUCUCGGUAAGAAUGACUUGGCUACAAAACAACAACUUCUUCCCUCUUGUUAUGAGGUGGGCAUCCAUCGUGCCAGUAAAGUACAUGGUGCCACUUUUGAUACAAGGGUUCUUCAAGAAAUGGAUGUACGCCAACUAUCGGUACCUAAUGGGCGAGAGGCCUCGGCUAGAUGAGGCGAUGGCUUGGUAUGAAGUGUGGAAAGGGCUUUUCACGCCGGAACUGCUCGCGGAGAAGCGCGUGGUCAUGCAACUCGAGGCUGGCCUCGACAUGAUCAACCGCGUGAUGCAGGGACUGGAGAUAAGCGUGCCGAAGCAUUAG
Oryza sativa Japonica Group (Japanese rice) is the source of this 1746-nucleotide messenger RNA. RefSeq names its product septin and tuftelin-interacting protein 1 homolog 1. Lineage: Eukaryota; Viridiplantae; Streptophyta; Magnoliopsida; Poales; Poaceae. Gene Ontology annotation, biological process: spliceosomal complex disassembly. Gene Ontology annotation, cellular component: U2-type post-mRNA release spliceosomal complex. The record is from RefSeq and is a predicted model, not a curated record. Gene Ontology annotation, molecular function: nucleic acid binding.